CCUUUGAACAUUAACAUGAAGCUUCUUAUUCUGUGCUUGGCUCUUUGUGUCGUUGUUAUGGGCGAACGGUGCCACCAGGCAAGUGACUGCAGUACUAGUGUAACACUGUGUUCUUCAGGCAGCAGUCUUGCUUGCAUACAUAAUGAAUGUACAUGUACAACACAGUCUGGAAAUGCCUGCACCACAGCUCAAGAUUGCCACCAGCAUUGCCAUAACAGAGAUGGCCAUUGUGUCGACGGAAGUUGUCACUGCAGACAGGGUUAAAUAUUAAAAGUUUAAAAUU
Mytilus trossulus (common blue mussel) is the source of this 283-nucleotide messenger RNA. RefSeq names its product teneurin-1-like. The record is from RefSeq and is a predicted model, not a curated record. The transcript is spliced from 3 exons. Bases 16 to 264 code for a protein of 82 amino acids. NCBI's taxonomy places the organism in Eukaryota, Metazoa, Mollusca, Bivalvia, Mytilida, Mytilidae.